Colletotrichum scovillei is the source of this 2269-nucleotide messenger RNA. RefSeq names its product NADH:flavin oxidoreductase/NADH oxidase. The coding region runs from base 593 to 1897 and encodes 434 amino acids. The record is from RefSeq and is a predicted model, not a curated record. Lineage: Eukaryota; Fungi; Ascomycota; Sordariomycetes; Glomerellales; Glomerellaceae. Gene Ontology annotation, cellular component: intracellular anatomical structure. Gene Ontology annotation, molecular function: NADPH dehydrogenase activity; FMN binding; NADP binding. The transcript is spliced from 2 exons.
GGGCUUUAGGGCGUCUUGGUAGGGCGUUUCGUCGGAUAAGGUAGGAAACACCGCGGGCUUUGAGAUGGACGCACUUUAGACCGCGCUGAUAAAUCGACUUUGUUGCUAAACAUGUUGCUUCAAUAGACACCCCCACUGUCCUGGAGCAUUGAGCCUAGAGAUAGAGGUUUCGAUCCAAUAGCCGUUUGAUUUGUUGCUCGCCAUGCUCCAUAUCGCCUUCUAGAUGCCGAGGUGUUUGUUACCAACCGACCUUACCCUGCCCACUGCCCGCAUCGACAGCUUUACAAAUCAGGACAAGUCUCACUCGACUGCUGUGACGACACGGAAUAUAGGUUCCCGGGGUUCGAUCCGGCGCUUUUAGCCUUGUAGAUAAAACCCCUUGACGACCCUUCUCAGAUCUGUCUUUCUGCCCGCUUGCCUGUCAACAGUUCAUCAACUCGAAACCACUGGCCAAACGUCCCACCCCCUCCGCUUCCAAACGAAGCAUCGCCAGAAAACGCCGCAAAACACGGCACCUUAUCCCCGCACAACCACCCUCGUCUCUGGUCUCCUCUACCCAGGCAAAAGAACAUUAACCCCCCGGACGACGACCAUGACCGGCACCGCCAACAAGGCCGCCCCAGGCGUGCCGUUUUACACCCCGGCCCAGGAGCCCCCCGCCGGCACCCCCGUCGACGUCCCCGCCGCCCCGACGCUCUUCCAGCCCCUCCAGAUCCGCGACCUGACCCUCAACAACCGCAUCUGGGUCUCGCCCAUGUGCCAGUACUCCGCCGACAAUGGCCACAUGACGGACUACCACCUCGUCCACCUAGGCCAGUUCGCCCUGCACGGCGCGGCGCUGACCAUCAUCGAGGCCACGGGCGUCGAGGCCCGCGGCCGCAUCUCCCCUGAGGACGUCGGUCUGUGGCAGGACUCCCAGGUCGCGCCGCUGAAGCGCGUGGUUGAUUUCAUCCAUUCACAGAACCAGGCUGUGGGGAUCCAGCUUGCUCAUGCCGGCCGCAAGGCGAGCACUUUGGCGCCGUGGAUUACGGAGACCAAGGGCAAAGCUCUUGCGCUGGAGAGCGAGGGCGGGUGGCCUGAUGACUGUGUUGCGCCGAGCUCGAUUCCGUUUACCGAAGGAUGGGCUACGCCACGGGAGUUGACUGUUGAGGAAAUUCAGGGCGUGGUGAAGGCCUUUGCCGAGUCUGCGAAGAGGGCUGUCGAGGCGGGUGUCGAUGUCAUUGAGAUUCACGGCGCGCACGGCUACUUGAUUACGCAGUUCCUCUCUCCUCUGACCAACCAACGCACCGACAAGUACGGCGGCAGCUUCGAGAACCGCACCCGCAUCCUCUUCGAAGUCAUCAAGGCCGUCCGCGACGUCAUCCCGUCCGGCAUGCCGCUCUUCCUGCGCAUCUCGGCGACGGAGUGGAUGGAGUACGACGGCAAGCCCUCGUGGGUGGUCGAGGACUCCAUCAAGCUCGCCAAGCUCCUCCCCGAAGCCGGCGUCGAUCUGCUCGACGUCUCCUCCGGCGGCAACAACGAGGCGCAAAAGAUUGAGAUCUCGCCGUACUACCAGGUCAGCAUCGCGGGCAAGAUCCGCGAGGCGCUGGCCGCGGAGGGGAAGAAGCUGUUCAUCGGCGCCGUGGGCAUGAUUUCGAGCGGCGAGAUGGCGCGGAGCAUCGUGCAGGCCCGGGGCUCUGGUUCCGCGGAGGCGAAUGGGCAUAAUGGUGUUGAUCAGGGGAAUGCGGCGACGCUGGAGGUGGACGAGGAGCACGGGCAGGUGACGCAGGCGGACGCGGUGUUUGUGGCGAGGCAGUUUUUGCGGGAGCCGAAUUUCGUGUAUAAGAUUGCGGACGAGAUUGGGGUGAGGAUUAAGUGGGCGAAUCAGUACCACCGGGCGCCGCGGAGGAAGCAUUGACUACAUGGUCGGAAGAAGGAGGGCGCGAAGCUCUGAUAUUAGAAGGAAAAUUGAUGAUGCAAGGGGGUAUAGAUAAGAGACGAGAUGAGGAAAUAGUAGUCUGCGUAGAACCCAGACAAGACAGAUAUAUAGACCACCGCCUCGAGGUUGAGAGAGAAGCAUCCAGUAGAUGGACGCUGAGUCUUGAUAGAUGGCUAGACUUUUGAGAGUCCUGGAAUCGAUUUUGAGUAAUUUACACGAUUCCUGCUCGUUGAUUUUGAAGUGUCUCAUAAAACUUGAGCCCAUCUGCCUCUGAAAGUUUUAUCCCAGCGAUUGAUGGAAAGAUAACCCUGGUCAAGGGGUCUUGGCACCUCGAUAGAAUCUUGUUAGAGU